Capsaspora owczarzaki ATCC 30864 is the source of this 672-nucleotide messenger RNA. RefSeq lists its product as hypothetical. The transcript is spliced from 2 exons. The coding region runs from base 1 to 672 and encodes 223 amino acids. Lineage: Eukaryota; Filasterea; Ministeriida; Capsasporidae. The record is from RefSeq and is a predicted model, not a curated record.
AUGAAAAUCCGCGUCGUUCGAAGCCACCUUGUUCGCAGCCGCGACGCUGCUGACACAGUGACUGCUAAUGCCAAUGCUAAUGCUACUGCUACUGAUGCUGCUGAUGCUGCAGGCGCCGCUCAAGCAAAAGCUCAAGGCGUAGUAGCUCAGGUGUCACCUCAGCUCUUUGAAUUCUCGCCGCUUGACCAGGUUGGCACCGGCUUCCAACGCGUGCAGUGCGCGUGGUUCUACAAGACCAAGCUGGAUGCAGAUCGCAUGCGCAUCGCACUCGCGCUCGUGCUGCCGCGGUACCCGCACUUCGCUGGACGCAUCAUUGCCUGGAAACCGCGAAAGCACACAAGCAGCGACCCAAGCUAUGCCGCAGCCAUUGCCGCGUCGCAUCCGACGUACCGACCCAAGUUUGGCUAUGCCAUCAACGACGCGGGCAUUCCCUUUGAUGAGGCCGUGAUUCACGGAAUGAGCACGGGAGACUUGUCGUGGGAGCGAACCCGAGUCUCGGACUCGUUCGAGGUCGCCAGGGCCGUCCUGAUUCCCAAGGCAGGCGAUGCGGUGUCUACUUUGCGUUUGUUGCUGCUUGGGCCGCCAUGUAUCGCCACAUUCUGGGGUCUCGAGAAGCCGGUCGCCAACCCCGGAUCUUCUUACUUCCCAAGCCAGUCUACCAGCCGUCCUUGA